Molecule: messenger RNA, 1056 nt
Organism: Paecilomyces variotii
Lineage: Eukaryota; Fungi; Ascomycota; Eurotiomycetes; Eurotiales; Thermoascaceae
Exons: 3
Coding region: 1-825 (274 amino acids)
Source: RefSeq, a predicted model, not a curated record
AUGGCUAGAACCGCUGAACCUAUCGGCGAACCAGACCCCUCUUCUAAGGUCUCUGGUGUCCAGAACGAACCCAGAAACGAUGACCGCCGCUGCGUUUUUAUCCACCGUGCUGGGGAAGCCCCGCGGGAGAUCACCUAUCGAGAAUUUUUGACCAUCUGUCGUGAUGACCCUCACUCAGUACUCGCAAUGAACAACGAAUAUGAUCCUGACCUUCGUCAGCAGCUUCAGGAAUCCGAAACCAAGAUCAGAGAUUUGACUGCCCAGAUCCAGAUCCUAGUUCAGGAACGAGACAAAUACCGAAAUGCCACAGCGGAGUAUGCCCUUCGUUUCCAUAGAGGAGGAAGUUUAGCUGCUUGGAACAAACGUGACCCACCCCUCUUGACUGAUGGAAAGAACCCAAAGUUCGAAGACUGGGUCGUCCAGAUGAAAAGCAAGCUCAAGACUAACGCGGACCAUUACUACUACGAUAACGAAUCUCUGCCUGACGAGAUCUUCACCUACCUCCAAGUAAUCUUCCACGAUCCGAGCCGUCGCUGGAAUGCUAAUCGCCAGUUCACCCGGCUUCAGAUGAAGACCGAUCAGAAGUAUCACGAUUUCCUUGUUGAGUUCAUGAGGUUGGCUGGCGAAGCCGAUAUCAACCCGGAUGACUACAAAGAUGAAAUGUUUCAUAAGGUUACCAACUCCCUCCGGAACCUUACCGUUCAUCAGUACUAUAAGGCCAGUACCUUCAAUGAUUACACGACCGCUUGCCACCGCGCUGCUUAUGCGUUGCAGAUGAAUGACGAGUGGCUCCGCAACACUGCUCGUAACACUAGAAACCCAUAACCCAGGAUCAACCAAUGGUGCCUGUAUCUAGAGAUAAUACAAUGUCUUUUCUAUGGUUUGAGCAUUACAUUACAUUACUUCAAGCUGAAGAGGAUAAGAAAGAAGGAUUUGUUGGGGGGGGGAGGGUUCGUGAUGUUUUAACGAGCUCCUCGCUCUCUACUGACCACUUCUCCAUCUAGAAGACGGUGAAAAAUUAGAACUGGCAGAAUCUCCCGACUUGUCGGACAGAGG